UCUUGAAGCAGCAGCAGGAAAAGGGGGCGGGGCCUCUCUGACAAUGCUUACUUUGACCUGUAGACUUUGUCCCUCAGGGUGCAGCGUGUACUCAACACCGACUGCAUGGUGAGUUUUUGCUUUGAGCCGUCCCGGGUCAGCAGCACAGGCAGGAGCUUUGACAUGCAGACUGUACCGGAGGAGUGGAGGGAAGAAGGAAAGGAGGAGAGGACGGAGGAGACGUUAAAGAAGAGGAGAGGGGGAGAGGUGAAGGAGAAUGGAGAGGUGGAGAAGGAGUCCCUGAUGAUGGAGCUGUCGCGGUUGGUGCAGAAGGCGGUGAAGGAGAGCAGCUGGUGGGAGAGGAAGGGCAUCGACUGCAGCAUCCUGGCAGCAGCGUUCCUCUGUGUGCCUCCCGCCUUCCUGCUGCUCGGCUCCUCUCAGCCACUGUGGUUUUCAGCCGGCGUGCUGCUGAUGGGCGUCGCUCACGGCGUCAUCACCAUCAAGGGGACGCACCUGGCCAGCCACGGGGCGCUGAGCGAGUCGCAGGCCUGGAGCAACUUCUGGGCCAUCUUCUUCAUCGAGAUCUGCGGCUCGUUCUCGGCGCGGGCCGGUGUUCAGGGUCACAUUAAGAUGCAUCACGCUCACACUAACGUCAUUGGACUGGGCGACUCCAGCGUGUGGAAGGUCCCGUUCCUGCCUCGCUCUGUCUACCUGUUCAUAGCCCCUCUGGCCGUGCCCGUCAUCACUCCACUCGUUGCACUCGCUCACCUCAGAGGAAACUCUCCACUGCUCAUCUGUAGGACCGUCCUGAUGGUGACACUGGGCCUGUAUUCUCAGUACUGGCUGCUGAUCCACGUCUCCGGGUUCCUGUCACCUGUCAGCGCUCUGCUCUGCAUGCUCGUCUGCAGAGCCAUGUUCUCUGUGCCCUACAUUCACGUCAACAUUUUCCAGCACAUCGGCCUCCCCAUGUUCUCCCCGACCAGCCGCCCUAAGAGGGUCUACCAGAUGACGCACGGGGUCCUGAACCUGCCGAGGAACUUCCUGCUGGACUGGAUCUUCGGACACUCGCUGAUCAACUGCCACGUGGAGCACCACCUGUUCCCCUUUCUGUCUGACAACAUGUGUCUGAAGGUGAAGCCGGUCGUGUCAAAGUAUCUGACAGAGAAGAAGCUCCCCUACCAGGAGGACCGCUACCUGUCCCGCCUUCAACUGUUCUUCAACAAGUACCAGGAGCUGAUGGUGUUUGCUCCGCCCAUCACGGAGCUGGUGGGCGUGCAGUGAUGGAGGAACAAAAAAACAAACUGUUCAGACUAAAAGACUGCUGCUGCUGCUCCAGAGCACAAACUUCUGCUUUAAGUCCAUUUCUGCUGACGUGUAUCAACCUCCACACAGAGAGAGAGAGAGAGGAGGUUUUUUUAAUCAAUGACUCAUCAACACCUUUAAUGUCGUGUGAUAUCAGGAGGUCGUUCACAUCCUCACCAUCGAUUUCUCAAAGAUUUAUGAACUGAAUUCAUUCUUCUCUGAUGGGGGGGUCGUCUCUGAUUGGUCCACGCUGCCCUCCCGGAGGAUUUGAUUGUUAUGGCUCAAACAUUUUGAGACAAAUACCCCCGUUUAAAAAAAAACAAAACAGACUAUCUUUUCAUCGUCUGCUUUUCCUCGAUCACUGGAUACACAAGAGUCUGAUCAUCAGAUUUCAUAUUUCAUGAGAUGUUUGAGGAAGUUGAGGAUUAAAAAUCAGGAAUUCAAUCUCUGCAGCGGUGACAUGUAAAGAUCUAUUACGGUAAAACUUUACAGGAACAAAGCACAGCAGACAAAUUGCAGUAAAAAAAUGUGUUGAAUUAAAACGUUUACAGUUUCUUUGAGGCUUUAAAACACUGUUUUCUUUGUAUAAUAAGCGUAAUUUCUUUGUUAUUUUCUUUAGAGAAUUAUUAAUUACAGGACAGAAAUCAAUAAACUGCUUCAUUAUAUGUAAAAUAAAAUGUCUUAACCACGAAUAGCAGCUCCAGAUCUAACCUCGGAGAGAACAGUUCUAAGGUUUAAUUCUCCUUGCUUCAUAACCUUUAUGCUAAGCUAGGCUAAUCACCCCUCUGGCACUUAUUAUCUCAGUUUGAACCAAAUCUUUGUAUCUUAUCACGUUGAAAAGCGUGCUUUAAACUUUGUAGACGAUGUUUUUAAAACUCUUUUUAACAACCUUCAACAUGCAGAUCAAACCUGCAACCGUAGUAAAAGGCUGAGAUACAGCCCCCUGUUUCCAUGGCGACAGAUGAUGGCGCUGUUGUUUCGAUGCAAAUGAUUAUUUUGUCUGUGUCCGAUCUGCUCAAAGACUCGUCUAUACUGCACUGUAGUUACACUAAGACGUAGAGGAUUCACAGUGUGUGUUUCAUCUGUUGAAUAAAUAAUACAUUUUUAAUGAUUUUAA
Messenger RNA from Labrus mixtus (cuckoo wrasse), 2398 nucleotides. It is a transcript of the gene fads6, whose product is annotated as fatty acid desaturase 6. Gene Ontology annotation, molecular function: oxidoreductase activity, acting on paired donors, with oxidation of a pair of donors resulting in the reduction of molecular oxygen to two molecules of water. The record is from RefSeq and is a predicted model, not a curated record. The transcript is spliced from 7 exons. Gene Ontology annotation, biological process: lipid metabolic process. The coding region runs from base 106 to 1260 and encodes 384 amino acids. Gene Ontology annotation, cellular component: membrane. NCBI's taxonomy places the organism in Eukaryota, Metazoa, Chordata, Actinopteri, Labriformes, Labridae.